Molecule: messenger RNA, 500 nt
Organism: Brassica oleracea var. oleracea
Lineage: Eukaryota; Viridiplantae; Streptophyta; Magnoliopsida; Brassicales; Brassicaceae
Product: p53 and DNA damage-regulated protein 1-like
Source: RefSeq, a predicted model, not a curated record
UGAUGGUGCUCUAAGCUCUGUUUCAAAAAGAAGCUCUGUUUCUCUACACGCUCCUUCAAGCUGUUCCACCCUUUGUUGAUCGUCGGAAUCUAUUAAAAACGUAAAAGAUGGAGUUGGAUCCAAAGAAGAUUAUUGAAGUAUUGGAGAAAUAUGAAGCUGAAGCUGAUCAGAUUUUCCUAAUUCGAAGUCAGAUGGUGGAGAGCGACAGGGAGAGGAACGCGAACCGAGAGGCUCUUACAGCACUUAGGAACAAAGCCCGGACAACAAAGACUGAACCAACGUGGAUGAUGCUCCCAGGAGCUGACCUUUUUGUUGCAGUUCCUUUCCAUGCUGUGCAUACAAUGCUGGAAAAAGAUGAAGAGAAGAUGGGGUUUGAAUCGAAGAAAUUGCAGAGCUUAGUUAAGGAGAAGACUUUUUUUCUAUCUGAACUUGGACCUCUUGCUGAUUGUAUUCCUCCCGGCGUUAUCAGAUCUUUGGUUGCGUUAAAGGACAAACCUUAA